UCAGAAUAUCCCUUCGCCACCUGAUUCCGUCGCUGCUGCGCAGCCGCGCGCGAAGUUCCGCAGCCCGACGCGGGCCCGAGACCGCCCGGCAGCCGCUCGCCAUCUUCACCCGGCGCCAUGGCCGCGGCUGGCGGGCUGGAAGCCGUGUGGCGGUGCCCGCUCCUCGAUCUGCUUUUGCUUCUGCUGGUUGCGGGCCCUACCCUGUGCUGGAACGACCCUGACAGAAUGUUGUUACGGGAUGUAAAAGCUCUUACCCUCCACUAUGACCGAUAUACCACCUCCCGGAGGCUGGAUCCAAUCCCACAGUUGAAAUGUGUUGGAGGCACUGCUGGUUGUGAUUCUUAUAUUCCCAAAGUCAUACAAUGUCAGAACAAAGGCUGGGAUGGUUAUGAUGUACAGUGGGAAUGUAAGACUGAUUUAGAUGUUGCAUACAAAUUUGGAAAAACUGUGGUGAGUUGUGAAGGCUAUGAGUCCUCUGAAGACCAGUAUGUACUAAGAGGUUCCUGUGGCUUGGAGUAUAACUUAGAUUAUACAGAACUUGGCCUGAAGAAAUUGAAAGAAUCUGGAAAACAACCUGGCUCCUCUUUCUCAGAUUAUUAUUAUAAGUUACACUCUGCAGAUUCCUGUGGCCUUGGUGGAUUGAUUACCAUCGGGGUGCUACUUACGAUUGCCUUUGUAAUUUAUAAGUUGUUCCUCAGUGAUGGUCAGUAUUCUCCUCCACCAUAUUCAGAGUAUCCUCCGUAUUCCCAGCGUUACCAGAGGUUCAGCAGCUCAGCAGGCCCUGCUCCCCCAGGCUUCAAGUCUGAGUUCACAGGACCACAGAAUACUGGCUACGGUGCAACUUCUGGUUUUGGGAGUGCUUUUGCAGGACAACAAGGAUCUGAAAAUUCAGGUCCAGGGUUCUGGACUGGCCUGGGAACAGGAGGAAUACUAGGAUAUCUGUUUGGCAGCAAUAGAGCAGCAACACCUUUUUCAGACUCAUGGUACUACCCAUCUUAUCCUCCUUCGUACUCCAGCACAUGGAAUAGUCGUGCUUACUCACCACUUCGUGGCAGCUCAGGGUGCUAUUCAGCAUGUUCAAACCCAGAUACAAAAACCAGAACAGCAUCAGGAUAUGGUGGUACUAGAAGACGAUAAAGUAGAAAGUUGAAGUCAAACACUGGACAUAAAAUUUUUGAUUUCUCAUAACAUUCUCUUUAAAAAAAAGUGCUAUCUGCUAACAACUGGGGAAAGGGAAUAUCCAAAAGUUCUGUGAUGUUUUGUCCUGUACAAAUUGUAUUAACUUGUGACUAAGAGUUGAAAUGCAACAAAAUGUUUAUGUAUUACAUGUUAGUGUAAUAUGUGCAUGUGUAUUGAGGUUUUUGUAAGCGAUGAUUGCUGUGGAAUGCUGAAAGUGUGUUGUUUAUUUAUGAAACAUGUGAUGCCAUCGGAGGAAUUAAGAAUGAAGGCGUUAUACCAAUAGAAGCUGAGUACAGAAAAUUUUGAGCUUAGGCAAUGAGUCUUUACCUCACAGAAAUACUAUUCUGUUUGGCAUUGUGCUAUUUGGUGUUGCUGUUCUUGAGACAUUUAAGCCAAGCGUUGGACACUAACAGUGCUAAUUCGCGGGUUCUAGGGUUCCAGUCAGUCCUGUGCUCCAGAGCUUUGCAUCCCCCUCCGGCGGUGAGCCUUACCUUUUAUGGGAAAAGGUGUAAAAUAAGCAUCUGCACGGUUGUUGCGAAUGUUGUUUGCUGACAGAAAUGCUUGAAACCUCCAUGUUUCUUCACUUCCCAAGAGGGAAAGUUCAAAUGCCUCAACAAAGGUCUUUUAAUAGCAAAAGCAUGCAGUGCUCUGUGGAAUUUCAAAUGUUGUCAUAGUCUGUUUCAGUCUUACAAUAACACGACAAUAAAUAAAAACAAGAGGUGUUAUUCUCAUUCUUUCUGUUAGUCUCUGCUGGCAUGAAUUAUUGUGAUUUUUUAAAAAACUCUUUCGCCCAGAGGGACGGAGUUCACGAAGAAGUUGUUUCCCUGAAUAAGAAUCUCAUAUGGUAAUCAUAGGUGAGGUACCAGUCAUUGGAACUGUCUUCAAAAAGUAACUUAGGGAUGAUCUGGAAGCCUCUGUUAAAAACUGCAUUUAAAAAUAACUGCAUCUCCAUAUCCAGUUCUUCCAACCCAUCACAGACCACCUGCAUUGUAAUCUGAGAGCUUCCUUUUACAUUUUAGGAACCGAUUUAAAACAAAAUCCUUGUUGAGACCUUAAAAUGUAACUUAGUGGGUAGUUGUCAAAGGUAUUGUGAACAGAAUCCUUUAUCAGUAAAACUCAUAGAAAUUUUAAUUUGUUUCACAGAAAUGUGCUUUUUUUCCCCACUUUUGGUGCCCUUACCACAUUUCUCCUUAGUAGAACGAUAUGGGAAAAAAGAGACUUCAGUUUGUUUCCUUUUUCUGUGUUUGUUUACUGUUUUUGGUUUUAGUUUAUUAUUUACUACAGGAGUUGAUAGUCUUGAAUCAAGUGUGCUUUCCUUGCAGAGUUAAGUUAAAAAAAAAAUGUGUUAACUGAAAGCUUCUGUAGAUUGGGCCCAUGAAAGUGAUCUGCAUAUUAUAUUUGAUGGUCUCAAAAUGGCUAGGCUAGCUUGUAUUUCUGGACAUACUAUUGUAGGUCAUUUGGGAUCUUAAAAAAUGAGUAAAUAUAAAGAGAGUGGACUGAAUUGGUGACUUCUGACUGCUGGGGAGCUCUUGGGGUAUACUUUUAGAGGACUCUUGGAGGGAAGGGAAGGAAAGAGGCAGGGGGCUCAUUUUAUCUGUUGCAGAUAACAUAUCUGUUUUCUGCUAUGCUUCUUUAGCAUUUAUGGAAUGAUUCUGAGAAUCAGCACCUAAGACUUUUAAGAGGAUAAAAUACAGUACAGCUAAGUCUCAUUAAUUCCCAAAUAAGGAUUGCUGCCAGUGGACACUGGGGUACCUCAGUGGGAACUUGGUGUCCCUGGUUAGAAAGACAUAAAAAGGAGAAUGAAGAGGUGAAAGGGAACUGAACACAAGCUUUGUAGUUUGAUUUGCAUGGGAGUUAAGUAGGAUCUUUUGGGUACUAGGAUGAGGUUGCUGGUAUUACAUCCAGUUAGGGAUAUUCCUAUUAUUUCAAGCAGGCUUCUGUCUAAAACUUCUUAUCUACUGCAUUUUGAGCCCUAUCCUUCAAGACUGGCUUAGGUUUACCUAUUGUCCUUCAGCAACGUGCCAUUCACACCAUGGUGUUUAG
Messenger RNA from Castor canadensis (American beaver), 3222 nucleotides. It is a transcript of the gene Saraf, whose product is annotated as store-operated calcium entry associated regulatory factor. Gene Ontology annotation, cellular component: endoplasmic reticulum membrane. NCBI's taxonomy places the organism in Eukaryota, Metazoa, Chordata, Mammalia, Rodentia, Castoridae. The record is from RefSeq and is a predicted model, not a curated record. Gene Ontology annotation, biological process: regulation of store-operated calcium entry.